AGUGUUGCCAGAUCGCAGCAAGGUUCCCAUUCAAGCAAAGAUAUAUAAAAAAAAAAACAAACAUUUACAAACAGCCACAAGACGCAAUGCCGCGGAAAUAAUUGAAAAACUAACAUAUAAAAAAAAAAUACGUACUCCAACGUACUUGCAAUGCCAGACACUUAUGGUCAGUUCGAUGCUGAGCGCGUCUGUCGUGUUUGUCUGCGCGAAGUGGGCGAUUUUUACUUUAUCUACGAUGAAGCGCCCGUAGAGCAGGGUGCGAACAUCGCUCAGAUACUCAAUGAAUGCACACGGUAUACGUGUGAGCGUUACGACAAGAUGCCGCAUCAUAUGUGCGACACCUGCAUCAAGGCCGCCUGCCAGGCGUAUCGCUUCAAGAGGGACGCUGAAAAAGCAUAUCGCUCGCUUGUGGACAUACUGGGCCGCACACCAGUUAGCAAGCCGAACAGUAGCGAUAUGUGCACCCAGACCGAGCAACUGCCCAUGCUGCCGUGCGGCAUCUGCAACGAUAAGUUCUUAAGCAUUAUUGAAGUGCGUCUGCAUCGGAAUCGUCAGCACAAAAACGUGGCGGAGCUCAAGUGCAAACUGUGCGACGAACAGUUCCAGCAAUUGCGACAGCUGCUUAACCAUCUCGUGGAGCGACAUGAUCCCAAGUCGACCACAUCAUUUUUGCGUCGCCGUCGCGAAUGUCGCGACUGCCAACGCGUCUUCUCGCGACGCGAUCAUUUGCUCCGUCAUAUGCAGGCUGUGCACAAUGUGGAGGGCCGUGGUCGGCGCCGGACACUGGCCGCGGAGCAGGAAGUGCAAUCUGAAACAUGGCCGCCUAUCGACGAGGCAACCAUGCACAGCGCCGACGAAUUGGUUUCGGCUGCCGUCUUAUUUAAUGAUCCAGCUGCGUGCUCUGAUGGCGAGAACGACAACGAUAAUAACGAGAUGCGCUAUCAAUGCCAUACGAAUCCCAUAUCAAGCAACGACGACACUGAAGAUGAAGAGAUCCAUGCGGAGGCUAAGCAAUCCCUGUGGCUGCACAUUAAGCCAGAGCCGGAGGCGGACCUCGAACCGUAUCCGGAGUCAUUUGUGGCACCUGCAAAUCGCGUAAUGCGCCGCAAAAAAACAAAUCUCGAACGUGCCACCCACACUGACACAGAGGAUGAAAAUGAAGGCCUGAACAACCAGAAAAUUACGACCAGUGUUUUGGCAGCAGAGGUUAAAGAGGAGCCACUGGUUACCGGCAGCGAGCAAGAGUUACCGAUUAAGCUGGAACGCCAGCGCGCUGAUAGCGUCAAUGAUGAUGGUGAGUAUGAGAUGGACGCCUCAUCAGCAAAUAUUUACCAUAGCGCAGAUGAGGAGGACGGCGAGGAAGAGUUUGCCAAUGACGAGAGCGACAUUGAUGAAUACGACGACGAAGAUGACGACGAACCGGAUGCCGAGCAAAAGACGCCAUCGGAAGACAAGUCUAAGCAGACCCAAGCGAAAACAGUGCGCGAUUAUCUGCAAAAGCCGACAGCUGGCAAGCAGCGACGUCGUCGUCGCAAAAAGCAGAGUGAUUCGGCGGCACCGAACCCGGAGAACCGGUGCGAUGUCUGCAUGCGCACAUUUUCCCGCCACUGUCAUUUGUUGCGCCACAAAUUGUCGCAUUUGGAAAAGAAGCCGCACAGCUGUCCCCACUGUCCCAAGGCGUUUGCGCGCAGCGAUCAUUUGAAGGCGCACGUGCAAAGUUUGCAUGGCAACAAGGAGCACAAGUGCGUGCUGUGCGAGGCAGCGUUCUCCCGCCUCGACGCCCUCGAGCGGCACAAGAUGAGCAAGCACAACGGCGAGGGCCUGGACGCCAGCAGCGAGCUCAAACUACAGAUGAGCGAGCAUACGUGCGAAUACUGCUCCAAGCGAUUCUCAAGCAAGACCUACCUGCGCAAGCACACGCUACUCCACACGGAAUUCCUUUACGCGUGCAAGAGCUGCGACGAGACAUUCAAGGAGCGCCAGCAGCUACGCAGUCACGAGAAGACGCACACCGGUCAGCGCAAUUUCCUCUGCUGCAUUUGCGGCGACAGUUUUGCGCGCAACGACUAUCUGCGCGUCCACAUGCGGCGACACAAUGGCGAAAAGCCAUACAAGUGCCGUUAUUGCGUUAAGGCCUUUCCACGCGCCACCGAUCUUAAGGUACAUGAGCGCUAUCACACCGGCACGAAGCCCAAUCUGUGCAAUACUUGCGGCAAGAGUUUCCAUCGCGCAUACAAUCUGACCAUACACAUGCGCACCCAUACUGGCGAACGUCCAUACAAGUGUGACCAGUGCCCAAAGAGCUUCAGCCAGAGCAACGACUUGAAGGCGCACAUACGACGGCAUACUGGGGAGCGCUACAAGUGCCCGCAUUGUGAUGCCUACUUUCUGCAGCUUUACCAUAUGCGCAAUCAUUGCCUCAGUGCCCAUAAUAAGCAUAUUGAGACGAAAACUGGUCGGCUACAACGCACUGGUCUGCUGGACGAGUCCAAUCACACGCAUCUUACCACUGUGGUCAUGCCCGCAACACGUUCGCACCCAUCAACGGGUGAUCCGCCAGCGACAGUUAGCACACAAUUGCCCGCAGCGUCGACAGCGCCUGCGACAAUUGCAACGCCAAUUAUGCAUUCCCCGGUGACAUACAAUAUAUCAUCACCAGCAUCAGUGUCGGUGCCAGUGCCGGAAGCCGCCGGAUUUGUGGGUGUUGCGAACAAUGCAAGGGCGACGGCAACGGCAGCGCCACCCUUUGGAGCAUUUAAUAUACCUCCCGUGGUUAUGGCGCAUUUAAUGUACAAUCAUGGCAGCAACAGUCAGCAGAGCAAUGCCAGCGGCAGCGAGACCGGAAAAUAACCGAGACUACACUAUAAAAUAUGCAAGCAAAUCUUCAGUAUGCUAUUCCAACAUAAUUUUAAGUUCUCCUUGUAUAUAUGUACGACGAUAUGAAAUCGAGCCUUUACAACAAUGCACUAUGGUCCCAAAGUCGAUAUUUUGGCAUAGACCCAAAUAGUUGAUAGGACAGAAUUUAAAAAAAAAAAGAAGAAAAAAAAAUACAUUUUU
Drosophila grimshawi is the source of this 3057-nucleotide messenger RNA. RefSeq names its product zinc finger and SCAN domain-containing protein 2. The record is from RefSeq and is a predicted model, not a curated record. Lineage: Eukaryota; Metazoa; Arthropoda; Insecta; Diptera; Drosophilidae. Bases 151 to 2850 code for a protein of 899 amino acids. Gene Ontology annotation, biological process: negative regulation of transcription by RNA polymerase II; regulation of immune system process; regulation of cytokine production. Gene Ontology annotation, molecular function: zinc ion binding. The transcript is spliced from 4 exons. Gene Ontology annotation, cellular component: nucleus.